CUGCCUGCUGUAAACUCCGCUGGGCAUCAUUGCGCGUCAAAACAUUGCGUCUUUGCAGGACUUGCCAGGGCUGGAGAGAGGCGGACAUUUGCUCGGGAAAGAAAUGCUAAAGGGGUUUUAAGUUUGGCACUGCCACGAGGAAAACGAGGAGGUGCGGAUCUUUUUAAAGCGACGUGGAGAACCGCUUUUCUUCCCUUCAAAGGUGUUCGCCUCCCAACCCGGCGCCCACCACGGCCCUCACCUGUGUGUUGCGGUGCUUCCCUUGUGAGCCGACCUGGGCUGGCAGUCCCUUCUUGCACCGCCCGCCAACUCCGCCCAUGGUCAGGAUGACGCGCUCCAAGACCUUCCAGGCAUACCUGCCGAGCUGCCACCGGACCUACAGCUGCAUCCACUGCCGAGCUCACCUGGCCAACCACGACGAGCUCAUCUCCAAGUCGUUUCAGGGGAGCCAAGGCAGAGCCUACCUGUUCAAUUCCGUGGUGAACGUCGGCUGUGGCCCUGCAGAAGAGAGGGUUCUGCUCACAGGCCUGCACGCUGUAGCAGACAUCUACUGUGAGAACUGCAAGACCACCCUGGGCUGGAAAUACGAACACGCCUUUGAGAGCAGUCAGAAGUAUAAAGAGGGCAAGUUCAUCAUCGAGCUGGCCCACAUGAUCAAGGACAACGGCUGGGACUGAGUGACGAGCAGCCCG
This is a messenger RNA of Gasterosteus aculeatus aculeatus (three-spined stickleback), 692 nucleotides long. RefSeq names its product yippee-like 2b (gene ypel2b). The record is from RefSeq and is a predicted model, not a curated record. Lineage: Eukaryota; Metazoa; Chordata; Actinopteri; Perciformes; Gasterosteidae.